GCCUUGUCUGAGAGCACAGAGCCUGGAGAUGCAGAGCCUGCUCCUGACUGUCACACUGUUUGUCCUGGUGGCUGUCCUACAAGCUCAGGAUGACCUGCCCUUCCUCUCAGAAGAAAAGAAACUCUCAGGUGUCUGGUUCGUGAAGGCUACAGUGAGUGAUAGGAACCUGACAAAGCUGAGCCCUGAGGUAUCAUUCCCUAAUAGAGUGUCAUUUCCGGAACAAGGAACUUUGGAGAUCAGGACUACCAUCAUGUCUGAGGGCCAAUGCAUCAAGGUUGGACUCCGUAUGCAGAGAACAGAGGAGCCUGGCCAAUACAGCUCCUUUUCCAACCAUGUGCUUUUCCACAUCCAUGAGCUGCCAGUGAAGGACCACUACAUCAUAUACACUGAAAUCCUUUUGUCUGAGAAAAAAUCUGAAGUAGUUGACCUACUAGGAAAGCAUCUAAAAGAAAACACAGAAGCCCUGGAAGAAUUUAAGAAAUUCAUACAGCGCAAAGGGCUUCUCCAAGAAAACGUUAUGGUGCCCGAGCAGAGGGAGCAUUGUGUUCCCAAACAUCACAGUGUCACAGCCCACCAGGACCACAACUGCUGAGCUAUCUUUGCCACUAGUACAAGGCAAUGACCUCACUGGACUACUCUUCCCGCUGGACCGCACCCCACUGAGCUGCAUUUCCCCCACUGGAGAUCCACUCCUUCCUUGACUGUCACUCCCACUGCACUGCUCUCCUGCUUUAGCUUUAAACUCCUGUCCCUGCCCAUCUGAAUCCAAUA
This is a messenger RNA of Peromyscus maniculatus bairdii (prairie deer mouse), 771 nucleotides long. Its product is annotated as vomeronasal secretory protein 2-like. Lineage: Eukaryota; Metazoa; Chordata; Mammalia; Rodentia; Cricetidae. The record is from RefSeq and is a predicted model, not a curated record. Gene Ontology annotation, molecular function: small molecule binding.